AAUAUAUUUAUUUUUAGAAAUUUACAUGCUAUCAUUAAUGAACAAACUAAACGUGUUAUUGUGAUUUGUCAAAAGUCAAAGUAAGUUGUCAUUUUGUUUGAGGUUAUGAUUUAUAAAUAAAAAUUGCUAUUUUCUUGUAUUUCGACUAUGCCGCGAGACAAAAGUCGGUAUAGAGAUAGACGGAGUUCUUCAUACAGUUCCGAGUCAUCCUACGAUCGGAAAAGAUCAAAAAGUAAACACAAGCGCAGGUCAAGAUCGAGAGAUCGAUCGGAAUCAAGUAGCCAUAAAAGAAAACGGUCUACUUCACGGUCCAGACACAAAAGAAGAAGUUACAGUAGAAGCCUGUCCAGGGAUAGAUACGAGUCGAAAUCUAGAAGACGAUCUUCAUCAAGACCUCGAUCGAAGCGGGACCGCUCACGAUCGUUGUCGAGUAGCCGUAGUAAAACUAAGUACAGUAAGAAAAAAUCAAAGAGGUCGCGUUCUUCCAGCAGUCGGAGUGCCCGGAGUAGCUCAUUUGAUAUUGAGCGCUUACCACAAACCAAGAAGGUAAACCUAGAUGACACAGAAACUAAAUUGGAGAAAGCAAUCAAAGCUGCAGCCGCUGCAGGAUUGACUAUGACAAAAAUUCCCACUUAUGAGUACAAGGAGGUUGAAAUCAAGGAGGAUAUGCCAACUAUACAUGACAGGAACCUUUUAGCAGAGUUGAACAGUGACUCAUUUGUUCAAAAAUCUUUUACUUCUUCAAAGAAUAAGAAGCAAACACAAAAUAUUGUGAUAGACUUAAACUCGCAGACAGUUACUGUACCUGAAGCGGAAAUAAAGAUUUCUAGUGAUGAUUCCAUUAUUGAUUUUGAUGAAAUACCAAGUGAAGUAGAAUUAAGAGAGAUGUGGAUUCAACAACUCUACCAAUACAGAAAGAAGAUGGUCAAAGGAGAAUAAUUAUAAGAGAAAAAAAUAGUGUAAUUUAUUUUAAUACUGGUAUUAUAAUAAUGAUUCCCACA
This is a messenger RNA of Spodoptera litura, 1001 nucleotides long. RefSeq lists its product as uncharacterized. The record is from RefSeq and is a predicted model, not a curated record. NCBI's taxonomy places the organism in Eukaryota, Metazoa, Arthropoda, Insecta, Lepidoptera, Noctuidae.